CGGGGGCGCGCGGCGGGGGCGGGGGCGGGGGCGGGGCUUGCAGGCGAAGUCGGGGACCCCCGCUUCCCCGGGUGCCCCUUUCUGUGGGGCGCCCCGACAGCGCGGCCAUGAAGCUGAAGCUAAGGAACGUGUUUCUCGUCUACUUCCUGGUGUCGAUCGCCGGCCUGUUCUAUGCGCUGGUGCAGCUGGGCCAGCCCUGCGACUGCCUUCCUACCCUGCGAGCAGCGGUUGAACAGCUCCGGCAGAAGGAUCUGAGGAUUUCCCAGCUGCAGGCUGACCUCCGUCGUCCGCCUGCCGUCCCUGCCCAGCCCCCUGAACCCGAGGCCCUGCCGACCAUCUACGUCAUUACCCCCACCUAUGCCAGGCUGGUGCAAAAGGCUGAGCUGGUGCGACUCUCUCAGACCCUGAGCCUGGUGCCCCGGCUGCACUGGCUGCUGGUGGAGGAUGCUGAGGGCCCCACCCCACUGGUCUCAGGGCUGUUGGCUGCCUCCGGCCUACUGUUCACUCACCUGGCAGUCCUUACACCCAAAGCCCAGAGGCUCCGGGAGGGUGAGCCCGGCUGGGUGCGGCCCCGGGGUGUGGAACAACGGAACAGGGCCCUGGCCUGGCUCCGGGGCCAAGGGGGCGCCAUUGGUGGGGAGAAGGACCCGCCACCCCCGGGGUCCCCGGGUGUCGUGUACUUUGCUGAUGAUGACAACACCUACAGCAGGACUCUCUUUGAGGAGAUGCGAUGGACCCGGGGUGUCUCAGUGUGGCCAGUGGGGCUGGUAGGGGGCCUGCGUUUCGAGAGUCCUCGGGUGCAGGAUGGCCGGGUGGUGGGGUUCCACACAGCGUGGGAGCCCACCAGGCCCUUCCCUGUGGACAUGGCGGGUUUUGCGGUCGCCCUGCCCCUCCUGCUGGCCAAGCCUGAUGCACAGUUUGAUGCUGCUGCCCCCCGGGGCCACCUGGAGAGUAGCCUUCUGAGUCACCUCGUGGACCCCAAGGACCUGGAGCCACGGGCUGCCAACUGCACCCGGGUGCUGGUGUGGCACACGCGGACGGAGAAGCCCAAGAUGAAGCAGGAGGAGCAGCUGCAGCGGCAGGGCCGAGGCUCUGACUGGGCUGUGGAGGUGUGACGGUCUCACUUGACUUCCGGAGGUGUUUCGUGCAUAAUUCAUGGGGCUCCAGGCCUGACCCUCACCAAGGUGUGGCCCAGUGGCCCCUCCUCCUGGAGACCUGCCAUGCAGCUGUACCCACAGGCUGGCGACAGGUGGUCAGCCAGGGACAGAUAGACUGGGGGGAUGAGUAACUUAUUGGGGUUGGCGGGUGGGGGCUGGGGGACCUGGGCAGGGCCCUCCUCACCUGAGCAUGUGAACCCCCUCCCGCCUCCAGAAUAAAUACCCUGCCCAGUU
Molecule: messenger RNA, 1391 nt
Organism: Octodon degus (degu)
Lineage: Eukaryota; Metazoa; Chordata; Mammalia; Rodentia; Octodontidae
Gene: B3gat3
Product: beta-1,3-glucuronyltransferase 3
Exons: 5
Coding region: 108-1115 (335 amino acids)
Biological process (GO): carbohydrate metabolic process; chondroitin sulfate proteoglycan biosynthetic process
Cellular component (GO): Golgi membrane
Molecular function (GO): galactosylgalactosylxylosylprotein 3-beta-glucuronosyltransferase activity
Source: RefSeq, a predicted model, not a curated record